Brassica napus (rape) is the source of this 4610-nucleotide messenger RNA. RefSeq names its product probable galacturonosyltransferase-like 4. Gene Ontology annotation, cellular component: Golgi apparatus. The coding region runs from base 372 to 1412 and encodes 346 amino acids. The record is from RefSeq and is a predicted model, not a curated record. The transcript has a single exon. Gene Ontology annotation, molecular function: glycosyltransferase activity. Lineage: Eukaryota; Viridiplantae; Streptophyta; Magnoliopsida; Brassicales; Brassicaceae.
UCCUAAAAAUAAGCAAAACAUUUAUCACCAAAAAAAACUUGCACCAGUUUAUAAGAAUCUAAGGAAAGAAGAAACAAAAUCUAAAAACUCCCACCUGUUUCAUUGGACAACAAACUUGUCUUCUUCCUAAAUCAUAGGAAGUAGAUUUUUUUGAGACAAAGAUUGCGUAGGAAACACUCCUCCUACCUUCAAUCUCUUCCUCACAUUUCAACUGCUAAUAAAACAAUCAUCUUCCCAAACCCUUUAUUCUAGCCCCUUCCCUAAACAAUGGCUCUGUUAACUAUUCAUCUCUUUAAUUUGUAACUAAACCCUUUUCUUAAAAAGAAAUAAAAUAAAAUAAUUAAAGAGUUUACCUGAGAAUUAGGUUCAGGAUGGCCUCAAGGAGCCUCUCCUACACACAACUCCUAGGCCUCCUGUCCUUUAUCCUCCUAACCUCCACAAUGGCGGUUCGUGUUGGAGUCAUUCUUCACAAGCCUUCUACUCCAACCCUUCCUGUAUUUAGAGAAGCCCCAGCUUUCAGAAAUGGUGACCAAUGCCUUGAGGCUGAUCAGAUUCAUAUAGCCAUGACUCUUGACACAAACUACCUCCGUGGAACAAUGGCUGCUGUUUUUUCUCUCUUACAACAUUCAACUUGCCCUGAAAACCUCUCUUUUCAUUUCCUCUCCCUUGCUCACUUCGAAAACGACCUCUUCUCCAGCAUCAAAUCAACUUUUCCUUACCUAAACUUCAAGAUUUAUCAGUUUGAUCCAAACCUUGUCCGCAGCAAAAUCUCCAAAUCCAUCAGGGAAGCCCUAGACCAGCCUCUAAAUUACGCGAGGAUCUACCUCGCGGAUAUAGUUCCUCCCAGCGUCGACCGGAUCAUAUACCUAGACUCUGACCUCGUCGUGGUAGACGACAUAGAGAAGCUAUGGCACGUGGACAUGGAAGGUAAAGUUGUGGCUGCUCCUGAGUACUGCCACGCAAACUUCACACACUAUUUCACAAAAACGUUUUGGUCGGACCCGGUACUUGUUAAAGUACUUGAAGGAAAACGACCGUGCUAUUUCAACACGGGUGUGAUGGUCGUGGACGUUGAUAAAUGGAGGAAAGGGUUGUAUACACAAAAGGUAGAGGAGUGGAUGACUGUUCAGAAGCAGAAGAGGAUAUACCAUUUGGGUUCAUUACCUCCUUUUUUGCUUAUAUUCGCCGGUGAUAUUAAAGCGGUUAACCAUAGGUGGAACCAGCAUGGUUUAGGAGGAGAUAACUUUGAAGGGAGAUGCAGAACGUUGCACCCUGGUCCGAUAAGUCUACUUCAUUGGAGUGGGAAAGGGAAGCCAUGGUUGAGAUUAGAUUCAAGAAAGCCUUGUAUUGUUGAUCAUCUCUGGGCUCCGUAUGAUUUGUACCGUUCAUCAAAACAUUCUUUAGAUGAGUAGAGCCAAAGAGGAAGUAAGAAGAUUGACACAUAUGUGUAAAUAGGAGAUGGAGACGGUCCAAGCAGGGUGGGUGCGAGCAAAGGAAGCGAGAUGCAAAACAAAGCUAAAACAAGUUGUAGCGAAAAGAGAGAAACCAAGAGAGUUGAUUUUUUUGUUAAGACACACUCUUAAUGCAAAAAGACACAUUGUGCAUGAGAUCAGUAGUGAGAUGGUAUCAUCAUCAUCAUGAUUUGUUUCUCUUAUUCAAGUGUUUUUUUUUUUAACAUUUCUCCCUCUCUUGGAUUUAACGUGUAAUAUACAUAGGGUAGUGUUACUUCAAAAAUGGAGGAUUAAAUUCAUUCUUUAUUAAUUCAAUUUUUCAGUAUCUCAUUCUAUUAGAAAUUAACCGUUCUCCUUAUCAAACCAACAAUGGUCAUUGUCCUUAUUAUUUGUUAUGUUCAAGUUUCAUAACCGAAAAUAUUUGAACCUUCGAAAGCUUGUGUUGCCUCAUUAGCUUCAAGAUUUUUUUUUUUUUUUAUGAAUCACAGCAUGCUAUGACUAUAUGGUAUCUUAGUUUAUAAACUACGAAGUGUUAGGUUAAUAUUAUCCCCAAGGCUUUUUGUUAUUUUCACAUAAAAAAAAAAUAUAUAUAUAUAUAUAUAAAACACUCAGAAUUAGCGUAUAAUUAAUAAAUAUUAAGUUUUUCGCUAGAUAUCAAAAUUAUAUUUACUGGAAAAGAAACUGUUACUUUUAAGCUUGUCCCGGAUAUUUUGCUCUAUCCUGUUAGGAAAUAGUCAUCAUCAAACCUAAUAAGAAAAGUGAGAUCGAACUUCUUAUGUACAAAGACAACAAGAUAUCAUCACGACAGGGUCUAAACAUGCGUAGUCCAUAUUCGACAACCAAAGUGUUCUUUCUCUUUCUCUUUCUUGGUGGUGGCUUCAUCAUGGGGUCUAUCGUUGGAGAAAGAAUAUCCUUCUUUAAAUGUCACUUAUCUUAAGAUAUUUAUGUUGAAAGAACGUUAUUAUGCGGUGACUAGAUUAAGGCACGGCUCGAUGAGGGAUCCCAAAUUUCGAGUCAAAUCGAAUAAACUCGCUCCUAGAGGUAAAGUUAAAUUGCUAUUCUUAAACUAUAUAGCUGAAUGAAUCUUUCAUAUGAUAAUACGUAGUGAAGCAAUUACAAUACAGUAUAAUGAUUUGUUUUUGGUGUCUCUCACAACGGGGUUAAGACGCGAAUGUGGAUAUAAGGUGGGAUAUGACGAACGAAAGUGAUGGUAAUUACUCGGCUAAUGUCACAAUCUCCAGCUACGUGGUGGAUCACGAAAUUGAACAGCCAUGGAACUUAGCGUGGAUAUGGGUAAAAAAGGAAACACUAUUUGGAACUUUGGGUUCUGAAGGCACACAACACGGCUUUGUUUCUUUCAGUGAGGACGCUGAUAUCGGCACGUACACGUACUGCUUGAACAACGUGACGUUGGACUUACCGCGACAAACUGAUCUUAACUGCAUAGGUGGUACUGUGAUUCUGCCGCGGUUUGUAAGAGAUGACAUUGCGAAAGGCUCAACUUCAUUUCAGAUUUCUGUUAGCCAUUAUAAUAGAGGAUAUCGCGCACAGCCCCCUUAUGAUGUAACUUUGAGCACACGAGGAUUUGAAUACGAACUCGAAUAUGAUUCAAUGGAGCAAGUAAUUGAUACUCAUCUGAGUAAGUCCACUGAAUUGUUGGCACAUCAUAUACAUACCUUUUCUUUUGUAAGCUUUUACGAGUCAGUUCAUGUCCCUUUUUUUUUGUAGAUACCUGGAGUACGACGUGCAUUCUCUCCAUCUCCAAUACCAAAAAGUUCCACGAGAUUCAUAAUAACAAUGAUGAACUGUGAAGUUGUGGGUGUUCUUCUUAUUUGCCGUUUCUGUUGGUGAUUUCACUAUCUUUUAGAUCAGAAAUAAUGUGUGUUUUUUUCGUGUGUGGAGUUUUUCACCUCAUCAUGCAAAAUGAAACUCAAGUUAUGCUGUUUUAAUAGAAUAUAUUUUUGUUUAGAAAAAAUUUAAACAAUUUCUCAAAACUACAGAUAAUCUAAAGUCAACUCUUUGACAAAUAAUUGAUCCUAUCAAAUGUUUUGAAAUCUAAUUUAUAUACCUUAAAAUAUCAGUUUCAUUUAACUUCUCAAUAAUUUAAUAUCUAGUUUUUUUUUCCUUUUACGUAAUUCAUUGUUUCUAAAAAAUUUACUUUACCGUAAAGUUUAUGUAGCAAUUUAUACAUGCAAGACAAAGUGUCCACACAAUGAAAGAAACAGAUAAUUUCUGGUUGUAUUUCACUCAAGGAACGAUUACAAUAAGAUGAUACUAAAAAGAAGAAAAGCAUAAGAAAUUAGCUUUUGUAGAAAUAAGAACAUCAAAUUUAUGAAAAUGUUUUCCCUUUUCCAUUUCAUUGAAGUUCCCUAUGCAAAUAGAAAACGUUUCCCCAAAAUGGUGAAUUAUGGACAUCUCACCCAAGAACCUUUCCGAUAUAAAGUAGAGCUCGGUGAUAGAGCUAUAUAUGAGGGUACAAUAGGAAGAGAGACAUUAACGUAUAGGACAGGCUAGGGGCUUUAGCACCAUAGAUGACGUUUAUUUUGACGUUUACUUGAACCCCUUCUUAGUUUCGUCUCCAACCCCAGAAUAAACGUCAUCUAUGGUGCUAAAGCCCCUAUAGCCUGUCCUAUACGUUAACGUUUCCCUUCCUAUUGUACCCUCAUAUAUAGCUCUGUCACCGAGCUCUACUUUAUAUCGGCAUGGGCUAUUUCUUGAGCCCGUCCGGACCAAAAACACGGGGCUCAGUCCCUCAGCUCUCAGUCCCUCACAGCUUAUGGGAGAAAAGGAGGAUGACUUUGACGGACUGUAGAGGGUGUUGGGCUUGGGGAGAACCCAGGUCAACUCUACGCCCGUAUUAGGUGCAAUCGUACUUCCUCCGGUGGGUCCCCGACUGAGAUGCCCGCCAGAGCUGCGGUUGGAAUGAUUUGGAGUUCAUCUUGAUGAUCUUUCUUCCGCUUGUUCCUAUACUUAAGUCCUGUCUCGGCUUUGGACGAGACGUACUCCCAGGUGGUGGGAGUGACGAAGGUGACACAAACGACUUGAAGGAGUAUGAUGAAGAGCAUUUUGAUUUUACUUUGCAAGAUGUAGAAUUGUAUAUGAAGGGAUAUGCAAGAUGUAAAUAAUAUUAUGAUCUAUAUAUAAGUUAAUUAAGUGAGA